AUGGAUAACUCAACUGAGAUUGUGUCUUUUGUGCUGGCUGCAUAUGGUAAUAUAGGAAACUUAAAAUACUUGUAUUUUAGCAUAAUGCUGGUAUGGUACCUCUCUAUUUGUGUGUCAAACACUAUUCUUAUUGUGGUCAUAUAUAUGGACAGAAGAUUGCAUGAGCCGAUGUAUAUACUAUUAUGUAAUUUAUUUUUGAAUGAAAUGGGUGGCAGCACAUCAGUGUAUCCUCUUCUGCUCUCACAGAUGUUUUCAGAUACGCAUGAAGUGACACUGCCAUGGUGUUUUCUGCAGAUGUGUUGUGUCUACACAUGUAGUUCUAUUGAGUUUUGCAGUUUAGCAGCUAUGGCCUAUGACAGACAUGUGUGUAUCUGUUAUCCUCUACACUACAAUGCCAUUAUGAGCACAGGGAGAGUAGGUGCGAUCCUUCUGCUUAUAUGGAUGUAUUCAUUUGCUAACUUUAUUUUCUCAUUUUCAUUCAUCAUCCCUUUGAGAUUUUGUGGAAAUGUAAUUGACAAAGUAUUUUGUGACCACCACUUAGUGAUAAAACUUGCAUGUUCAGUCUCAGUACUUGCCAGCAUGUCCGACCUGUUUUUUGCCUUUGUGACUAUGGUUAUCCCAUUUAGUCUUAUUUUAGUCUCUUACGUGAAGAUUUUGUCGGUUUGUCUAAAUACGUCCAAAGAAAACAGACAUAAAGCCAUUAGCACCUGCACACCUCAGAUUGUCUCACUGUCAAAUAUGUUUGUUGGUGCCAUUUUUCAUUUUGUGGAUUCCAGGUUUGAUGUGGCCCAUGUCACAAAUAAAGUGCGCAUUAUUUUAUCUGUAUAUAUCUUUGUUUUCCAACCAAUGAUCACCCCCUUUAUGUAUGGAUUUAAGCUACCCAAAAUAAGAGCAUCAUGUAAAAGACUUCUGUUUUAUUGA
This is a messenger RNA of Cyclopterus lumpus (lumpfish), 921 nucleotides long. RefSeq names its product olfactory receptor 6B1-like. The coding region runs from base 1 to 921 and encodes 306 amino acids. Gene Ontology annotation, molecular function: G protein-coupled receptor activity; olfactory receptor activity. The record is from RefSeq and is a predicted model, not a curated record. The transcript has a single exon. NCBI's taxonomy places the organism in Eukaryota, Metazoa, Chordata, Actinopteri, Perciformes, Cyclopteridae. Gene Ontology annotation, cellular component: membrane. Gene Ontology annotation, biological process: G protein-coupled receptor signaling pathway.